Sipha flava (yellow sugarcane aphid) is the source of this 955-nucleotide messenger RNA. RefSeq lists its product as uncharacterized. Bases 473 to 949 code for a protein of 158 amino acids. Lineage: Eukaryota; Metazoa; Arthropoda; Insecta; Hemiptera; Aphididae. The transcript has 5 exons. The record is from RefSeq and is a predicted model, not a curated record.
GUUACCAUAUCGCAUUUGGCCGCCGAGUGCCGGUCGAUUUGGUUUGCACACGCUCGACGACGACGACGACGACGACGAACAACCCACCGGCCGAUCUCGGUCCGUAUUUUUUUAUUCGUGUUCAUGACGCGAACGUGCGCACCACAUCGCGAAGACGUUCGGUUCCGUUAUAAUAAAUCGACUCGAAAAACGUCCGAACAGCGACGGCGACAGCAAUAAUUAUUGUGUUAAAAUAACAGCAAUAACUGUAAUAAUAAUAAUAAUAUUAAUCGCGGUAAUAGUCGACGUCGGAAGGCGCAGUGCAAAACCGUUGACGCCGGGACGAACGCGCGCGCCGUUAACCGCUGCUGUUUCCAGCGCGCACGGACGAGCGUUUAAAUCACACCGCCAUCGCUGCUGCAGGGUACACAUUUAUUGUCAUUCAACCCACAUCAUCUCGGGUGUAUUUGGAGAACAGGAAGAACCAAAAAGGAUGAUUACUUUUGGACAACAUUUCGCCAUUUCCUUAGCCACUCAACAACACAAGAUUAAAAAUCAACCAGAACAAGAUCACCAAAAUCAACAAGAUACCUCACCAGGCGGAGUAAACAUUCUCUUGGGAGGGGUAAUGAUGAGUAGUAUGAUAUUAUUUAUUUUGUGGAUGUGUUAUUGUUGCCGAUGGAAAGAUAAUAAAUUUGAGGCAACAUCAUCAUGCGCUGACCAACCACAACCAUUUUGGAUUGAUGUUAAUUCAAAUGCUUACUAUGAAGCACUACAAUGGUCUUUACAUCAAGAAUGUUGUGAAAUUCCUGAAACACAUUGGCCACUAGAAACUACACAGGAAACACCACCAAGAUAUGAAACAGUAAUUACACCUCCACCUGAGUAUGAAGAUGUAAUAAGGGAAAAUUACAAAAAGAAAAAAACUAUACUAAACAUAACAGAAAAUAAUAGAAUGCAUACCAUUUGACCACAA